AUGAACGGAGGAGGAGGUAACGGCGGUUUCUUUGGGAACAACGGUGGUUUUCAGGAUAUUAUUGCGUUGAUUGUGAUUGCCGCCAUCUUUGGUAACGGUAACUUUGGUUUCGGAGGAAACAACAAUCAGGGCGCUAAUGAAGGCAGAGAAAUGAUCAUGCAGAUGCUUAACCGUAAUGGCGUGGACAUCGCAUCACUUGCCCAAGCAUUGAACUCAUCUUCAGACCAGAUCCUUGCAGGUAUCAAUUCUGUAUCUCAGGCAAUAUGCAGUCUCGGAAAUCAGAUGGGGCAGAACACCAACAGUAUCAUCACUGCAAUCAUGCAGGGCAAUCAGUCCGUUCUUGCUCAAUUAGCCGAUUGUUGUUGUAAAACACAGACUGCAAUUGAACGUCAGGGAUAUGAAAGUCGCUUAGCGAGCUGCGAAAACAUGAAUACGCUUACGCGUACAAUGGAAGGUAAUACACGUUCUUUGACAGAUGCUUACCGUGAAGGAUUCCAGGCUAUUGUAGCCAAGAUGGAUGCUGCAGAAGCACGCCGUCAGCAGGAAGCUCUCGCAGCAAGAGAUGCGAAAAUUGCAGUUUUGGAAGGGGAAAUCUCUCAGCGUAAUCAGAAUGCAACAAUCUUGAGCAACUUCGGUCAACAGAUCGCGCCGUUGGUAGCCGGCUUACAGGCAUUGCAAAGUGAUGUAGAUGGCAUUAAGUGCAAAAUGCCUCCAACGGUAUCUGUCCCUUAUCCACAAUUGCAGGUGUAUAAUCCGGAAACUUAUCGUGCAGCCGCUUUCGGAGCAUAUGCAGGUGACGCGGCAUAUGGACGCGGUGGUUACGGAUGUGGUUGCAAUAACUACUGGGGUUGA
Cryptosporidium muris RN66 is the source of this 852-nucleotide messenger RNA. RefSeq lists its product as uncharacterized. Bases 1 to 852 code for a protein of 283 amino acids. The transcript has a single exon. NCBI's taxonomy places the organism in Eukaryota, Apicomplexa, Conoidasida, Eucoccidiorida, Cryptosporidiidae. The record is from RefSeq and is a predicted model, not a curated record.